Molecule: messenger RNA, 909 nt
Organism: Ixodes scapularis (black-legged tick)
Lineage: Eukaryota; Metazoa; Arthropoda; Arachnida; Ixodida; Ixodidae
Product: dimethylaniline monooxygenase [N-oxide-forming] 2-like
Exons: 4
Coding region: 1-909 (302 amino acids)
Molecular function (GO): flavin adenine dinucleotide binding; NADP binding; N,N-dimethylaniline monooxygenase activity
Source: RefSeq, a predicted model, not a curated record
AUGGUGCCGUACUUGGGCUUUGUCAAUUUAUUGAAAAGUGGCUUCCCGCCUCCCAAGGAAGCUCCGAACUACAUGCAUCACACCAAAAUUUUGGCGUGCCUCGGGAGCUACACCGACCAUUUCGGGAUACCGGGUAAAGUACGCCUGCGUCACGAAGACCUCCGUGUGACACAGGCCAAGGACUAUGACUCCACCAGCCGCUGGGAUGAUGUCAAGGAUCUAGCCAACGGCAUCGAGCGCAGAGAGACUUUCGACGCAGUGCUGGUGGCCUCAGGGCGACACGGGUUCCCGAACCUUCCCACGUUCAAGGGCCAGGAGAAAUUCAAGGGCAGGAUCGUUCAUACGCACAGCCUCAAGAUCCCGGACCAGUUCAAAGACAAGAUAGUUGCUGUCGUGGGCAACGGCAACUCCGCGGUCGACGCUGCCGUUGACGCAUGCCAUGUGACUGCCGAGACAGCGUUCACUGUACUCCAUUUCUGCAGCGACUUUCCCCCUCCCAAAGAGGCUCCCAACUUCAUGCACCACACCAAGAUGUUGGCGUACAUCAGGAGCUACGCAGACCAUUUUGGCAUUACGGGUAAAGUGCGCCUGCGUCACGAAGUCCUCCGUGUGACACAGGCGGAGGACUACGACUCCACUGGUCGCUGGGACGUACUCAUCAAGGAUCGCAACGGUGACGUGGAGUGCAGAGAGACCUUUGACGCAGUGUUAGUGGCCUUGGGGCACUACAGGUUUGCUAACGUUCCCACGUUCAAGGGCCAGGAGAAAUUCGAGGGCAGGAUCGUUCACACCCACAGCCUCAAGGUCCCGGACCAGUUCAAGGACAGGAGGGUUGCCGUCGUGGGCAUCGGAAACUCCGGCGUCGACGCUGCCGUUGACGCAUGCCAUGUGGCUGCCGAGAUAGAAUGA